AUGUUUCUGCCCAACAGCAGCCAGAAGUUUGGAAGCCUUGUAAAUGCCGGGAGGAUUUAUUUCCGUACAAAGAAAGAUAAGACAGCCGGCGUCAAGGAGGAUGGCUACAUUGAGCCUGGCGUUCGUUUUUGCUUUUACCUUAAACUUGAGAAAGAUCUCACGCCCACACCGAACAAGGAGGAAAAGGCCAUCGGUAGGUUCUUGCCGCUUUCUGUGAAGGAAGUGAUCAAGUCUAUCGAGGGAGGGCAAUGGAAGCCGAGAUCUGGUUUGGUCAUGCUUGCCUCCUUCCAUAAGCAUGGCUGUAUCGGUAAUGAGGAUCUGGAUGAGAAGAAGCUUUAUGUGCUACCUCCAUUUGAUCUCUCGGGCUUCUCCGAACAGGUGAAUGAUGAGCGACGAGGGCAGCGUGGAUUGUAA
This is a messenger RNA of Clonostachys rhizophaga, 414 nucleotides long. The record is from the annotation of a GenBank genome assembly. NCBI's taxonomy places the organism in Eukaryota, Fungi, Ascomycota, Sordariomycetes, Hypocreales, Bionectriaceae.